This is a messenger RNA of Aspergillus campestris IBT 28561, 1530 nucleotides long. RefSeq names its product hydantoinase/dihydropyrimidinase family protein. The record is from RefSeq and is a predicted model, not a curated record. The transcript is spliced from 3 exons. NCBI's taxonomy places the organism in Eukaryota, Fungi, Ascomycota, Eurotiomycetes, Eurotiales, Aspergillaceae. Gene Ontology annotation, cellular component: cytoplasm. Gene Ontology annotation, molecular function: hydrolase activity, acting on carbon-nitrogen (but not peptide) bonds. The coding region runs from base 1 to 1530 and encodes 509 amino acids.
AUGAAGGUCGAAAUGAAGGUUACCGUGGGCAAUGAGCCUGCACCCAUUGAGCUCAUUGUCACCAAUGCCACCAUUGCCACGGCUUCAGACGUCGUCGCCAACCAAGAUAUCGCCAUAAGUGGGGGUAAGAUAGUCCUGCUCGGGCAGAACCUGACUGCCCUGUUUCCACAUGCAGCGACACUCGACGCACAAGGCGGUUACGUCCUCCCCGGCGGCAUCGACAGCCACGUCCACCUGGCGCAGGAUGACUUCCCGACGGGCGACAACUGGGAGUCAGGAACUCGAUCGGCCAUUGCAGGAGGAACAACGACUGUACUGGCAUUUGCAAGCCAAAACCGCGCCGAUGAGAGCGUCUUCCCCGUCGUCGAAGAGUACCACCGCCGCGCGAACGACGUCACGUACUGUGACUACGGCUUUCACCUCAUCCUGUCCAACCCCACCCCGCACAUCUUGGACAACGAACUCCCUGUCAUUGUCCGUGACGGCAUCAGCUCCGUCAAAGUAUACAUGACCUAUCAACCGCUGCGCCUACGCGACCGCCAGAUCCUCGAAGUCAUGGAGUCCACCCGCCGCCUGGGCAUGACCACCAUGGUCCACGCCGAGAACACGGAAAUGAUCGAGUGGAUGACGGAGAAACUGCAUGCGCGGGGUCGAACCGAGCCCUACGGCCAUGCCUUAUCCAGGCCGCCCAUCGCAGAGGACGAGGCCACCUACCGUGUUAUUGCACUGUCGGAGCUCGCCGACAUUCCGAUCCUGAUCGUGCACAUGUCUUCCAAAAAAGCAGCCGAGCACGUUCGCAACGCCCAGACACGUCUACUCCCCAUCCACGGCGAGACCUGCCCGCAGUAUCUGUUUUUCACGAGCGAUCGCCUGAAGGGAGAAGGUUUCGAGGGUGCAAAAUGCGUUUGUUCUCCUGCGCUGCGUGAAAGCCCCCUCGAUCUCCAGGGGAUGUGGGAUGGUCUCGCAAACGGGACGUUCACUACCUUUUCCAGUGACCACGCGCCAACUAAGUUUGAUCACCCGAUGGGCAAAAAAGCCGGCACGGAAACGUUCACUAAAAUCCCCAAUGGUAUGCCGGGUGUCGAGACCAGACUGCCGAGCCUGUUCUCCGGUGGUGUCUUGACGGGCCGGCUGUCAGUUCAAAAGUUCGUGGAGCUGACGAGCUCGAACCCCGCCAAACUAUACGGUCUCCAUACUAAGGGGACCAUCGCUCCGGGAUACGAUGCUGAUUUGACGAUCUGGUACCCCACUUCUGAACAGGCCGCCCAGACCGGGAAUGGCGCUAACACGAUGGAGCCUUUCCACCUGGUGAAUGAGAUGCUGCACCAUGAUAUCGACCAUACGCCGUUUGAGGGGAUGGAGUUCAAGAAUUGGCCGCGCUAUACAAUUCUCCGAGGCCAGGUGGUCUGGGACCGGGAGGGCGACGGCCUGGUGGGUCAGAAGGGAUGUGGGCGGUUUGUGAAGCGUGGACGGAGUACGUUGAGCAAGCCCAGGGAGGUGUUUGUCAACGAGUUGGAUCUUUACAACUAA